CCCUUAUUCGUUUUUCCUCCAGAUCAUCAAUAUUUAUCUUCUGAAACUUAAAAAGGUCAUUAAGCUCAUCUAUGACCGUCGUAUGAUAUCGAUGAGAGCCAGAAAUUAUACAUAUCGUGUCUGCCCGUUGGUUGAAACUGUAAAACAAGAGAAAUUUCUGGACGCGUACCAUGUACGUAUGAAUGAAUAAAUGAAUAAAUGAAUACAUGAAUAAAUAACCGAGCCACGCCCACACCACCGCUGCGUGUAUCAAUGGUCUGCCUUCCAAACGGGCGUCGCGCUCUGAUUACGUCACACGGAGGCGGUCCCUCCAUUCUUCGGGUCCAGUGGAAGUUGAGCUCCAUACUUUCCGUUCGUUAAAAGGAGCCGAUGCCAAGUGCAGUUCGGCGAACCGUUGCUUUUGCACGUAUCGCGAGCAGAAAGCGUGGAGCGGAUAGGAUUAUUUAUUACUAGUUUUUAACUUUUUUUUUUUUUUUUCCCCCCCCUCCCUCCUUCGGAAUGCUGCUAAGAGACGUUAUAAGUAUACGAUAAAAAAUAAAAAGACGUUUUACGGGACCCAGUGAGUGAGCACUACUGAACUGAACUUGUUCCGAGUCGUAUUUCAAACAGACUCUGACUGUGUGCAACUUACUUAAGAAGCGCUCGCCUCAGACUCUAUAGCUCAUCAGUUCGUGUCUCCCCUACCCUCCUCCUCCUCCUCCUCCUCCUGUCUCCGAACUGAGCGCUGCCUGGGUGACAGCAGUACAGUCGCGCCGUCCGGGCUCCGGAUCCCACAUCACCACUCAUCAGCCGCAGCAGCAUCGCCGUCGUCGGCUGGAGCGGCGCCGGACGCGGGUGGCAGCCCGUAACCGACCGGAGCGGAGCUGCUCAGACCCCCUCGCAGGGGCUCCGAGGACUGGACAUUCCGGGGUUCGGAGGGACUUUUCCUCACUUUCCACACCUCAGCGCGGCGCUUUUCGGCCCUUCUCUUUUUUAACGGGGGAUGGAUGCCGAACCGAGCCGCUUCUAAGUAAGAAGAGUAUCGAGGGCGGGAGCGCGCGCGACAUCUUCCACUUCACUGAGCGGACGGGUCGGGAACCUAGGAGCAGCAUGUCGUGAUAUGGAGGAGGAGGAGCAAAACCGUUACGUGGCCCAGCUGAAGGAGGAGUUCGACAGCUGCGAUACCACAGGCACCGGCUACCUGGACAAGGAGGAGCUUACCGUCUUGUGCCAUAAGCUUCACCUCGAUGCUCAUAUUCCAGUACUGCUGGGUAACCUUCUGGGACCCCAUCCUUUUGGCCGGGUGAAUUUUGAGGAGUUCAAGGAGGGCUUUGUGGCUGUUCUUGCUAACUCGCUGGAUCUCAGUACAUCUGAGGAGGAGAGCAGCUACUUGGAACCAGUGGUGCCAGAGGAGGUGAAGCCAAAGUUUGUGAAGGGAACAAAGCGGUAUGGCCGCCGGACACGUCCGGACAGGCCUGACCCAGAGCUGGGAGUCCGUUUGGAGGGAACUUCAUCUCUCAGGACAGACCAGGCCAAGUCCUCUCCUGUGGAUGAGCAGAGGGCUAAACUCAGGAGGUCCACCUCACUAGAGAGUGUUGAGAGUCUCAAGUCAGAUGACGGAGCGGGAAGCAAUAAGGAGAGCAGCCCACACACCUUUGAAGCCCAAGGGCAGCUGAAGCGAUGGAAGCGGGACAGCGUGGGGAGCUCUUGGCACACCCCAGACCUACAGUCAGAUGGAUCAGACCAGCAAAUGCAGGCAUUGUGGGCCAAUCUUGGUGUGGGUGGCAGCAGCUUCCUGAACAGGCAGGAGCUGUCCUUGGUGUGCGAGAGCAUUGGCCUGAAGGACCUACCCACUGAGGAGCUGGAUGCACUAUUCAGGAAGCUGGACCAAGACCAGGAUGGCAGGGUCAGCCUGAAGGAGUUCCAGAGGGGCUUUCUCACACAUGGAAUCCUCCCAAGACCCUCCUCUUGUUCCACCCCCAUCCAUCCCCAUCCCCACCCCCUGCACUCACAGUCCUUCGUGGACAGCCCAGUGCGGUCGGCCUCACGCUCGCUGCUGUCGGCCACCGUGGGCCAGAGGCUGCUGACCCGGCUGGAUGAUGGAUCAGGCUGCGGCAGCCCCGAGUGCGUCGUUGCUCUCUGGAAUGAGGAGGGCGUCAGGAAUAGCCAGGAGAUCCUACAGACUUUAGAAUUCUCGCUGGAGGAGAAGCUGAGCCUGGCUGAGUUGAGCUUGGCCUUGGACAAUGAGCUGCUGGUCAGCGGGAACAGCAUCCACCAGGCGGCCCUCGUCUCCUAUAAGAACGAAAUCCAAUUCCUACAGGUCCAGGCAGAUCAGGCUCGCAGAGAGCGGGACAAGGCCAAGUUGGACCUGGAACGGGCUGAGCAGCGCAACCUAUACCUGGUCAGGGAGGUGGAUGACCGCCACACCACAAUGGAGUCAUUCAAUGAAACCAGAAUCAGGGGUCUUGAGCAGGAGUACCGGGAUAAACUGAUGUCGCUAAGGACCGAGUCGGAGAUGGAGAGGGAGGUGCUUUUGCAGCAGGCUGAGCAGGAACGGACACGGCUGCAGCGGGAGGUGGACAGCCUGCGGGUAAAGGAGGUGAAUCUGCAGGAAGAAGUUUCUGCUGCCAAUGAGGAGAACAGCCGCUUGGAGAAGGAGGUGAGUCUACUGAGGGGAAGACUUUCUGACUCAGAAACGACCAUCUCCAGGCUACAGAAAGACUUGGACCACCUUCUUCUGGAUAAGCUGGGCCUUCUGGACACGGGCCACGAGGGCCUGCUGGGUCAGGAGGAGCGCUUUGCCGACAUCAUCAGAGAGUAUGAGCAGCAGUGUCGGGAACUUCGGGAUAGAAACGAUGAGUUGAACUCUGAGCUGGAGGUACUGAAGAGCCAGGGACUGGGGACGAGAUCCCGGAAGGAUAGGAUUUCUACAGGCGCCUGGCCGAGUCUUCAAGAGCAAAUGACGGAGUCUGAUUCUGAUGACCCUGAGAAGAAGAAGAAGGGCGCUCCCCUCAUCACCAGGAAGAAGCUCCCCGUCACAAAUACGGAUGCCUUGGGCUCUCUAGAGAGCCUACCGGGCAACAUGAGUAUUAAUUCAGAGCUGUUUGUGGAGCUGCUGAAGGAGAAGCACAACCAGGAGGUGCAAGAGCUGAAGAUUGAUCUUGAAACUAAGGUGAACUUCUACGAGCGCAGCCUGGAGCUGAUGCGACGCAACAUGGAGGUGGAGCGUAAAGACAUCUCGCAGGGCUUCAAAUUGGAGAUCAGUGAGUUGGAGGAGCAGAAGGCUCUGGCAGAGGAGCGUGAGGCACGACUCCGGGAGAGCCUGGUGCAGCUGCAGGCCCAGUUUCAGGCCAGCGCCUGGGGCCCUGAGCAGGAGAAGCGGGCCCAACGUGAGCGGGCCGAACUGGAGCAGAACUACGCCAGGGAGAUCUCAAACCUUGUGCAGAAACUCACCUCUGAGAAGGAACAGCUAGAAGCGGAGCUCAAACUGAAGAUGGAUCAGGAGGUACAGCUGGUCAGGGAGGAGGUGAAGCAGCAGUUGGCCAGAGCCAUGCCACAAUACACUGAGGUCCAGUGUACUCUUCAGGAGCAAGAAGCAUGGGAGCAGGAACUUGAGGCCCAGGGUUCCCAAGAGUGGAAGCGGCUUGAGGACGCCCACAAGAAUGAAGCUUGGUCACUGCAGGACAAGAUCCGCACCCUGGAGUCACAGGGCGCAAAGGUGAAGGUGCAUAGCAGGGAUCUGGAGGUUGAGCUGAAGAAAAGGCAUUCCCAGUCUAUUGAGUGUGUUGCUUCACUGAAAUCCCAAGAGACCUUGCUCCAGUGCUUGGCCACAGGCAUGUGCACCAAAGAAGAGCUAGAAGUGAUGAAAAUGCAGGAAAACACACUCCUCUGUAAGCUAUCUGAGUUGGCCAGCGAGUUAAGAAUUACAAAUGGGGAGUAUGAGACUCUCUUGAAGGAAGUGAGGGAGGAGGAGGAUAAGCUGGAGGAAAUGCAGGAAGUGCUGAGAAGCAGUGAGGCAUCUCUCCUGAAGAAGGCAACAGAGUUGAAAUCUAUAGAAGAGGAAAAAGCCAAGCUGGAGGAGGGGCUAGAGAGACAAAGUGCUGCACCAGAGAAGCUGCAAACAUUUAACUAUCAAAAAGACCAUUUGAUCCAUCGAAGGAACAGUGAGGAACGCCUGAUGGAUCCUUUGAGGCAAGAGAAGAGCAAGGUUGAGCAUAUGCAUCCCAUACUUUGCUCAGAGAGGGAGCAGGGAGUGGGCACCCUCCAGAGGAACAGUCAGGACACCUGUCUGACAGUUCAGCUGUCCUUCCAGAUCCAGGAGUUGGAGGUGGAAUUGUCCAAGCUCAGGAGAGUCAUACAGGACUUGUCCUUCUGCUUCAACUUUAAGAACAAGUUUGUCCUAGCCCUUCAGGUCCAGCUAGAAACUGAAGCUGCAGAGAGGGGCCAUUUGAUGAAUAAUGUUACACAGACAAAGAACAUGCUGGAACAUCAGGAGGAGCUGUGUAAGGACCUUGCCAACAAAGUUCAGUUGUUGACCAUCCAACUGGAAGACAAGGAACGGGCACUGUGUGCUCAAAUGCAACAAAGUGGUCAUUCCUGUAGCAUCCUUCAAAAAGCCUUGCAGGAGGCCCAGGCCCAAACACGAUGUGUGGAGGAGGAAUUUGAGAGGGAGAAGAACAGAAUGAGGGAGCAGCUCCAGGACAUGGAGAAGCUAGUUAUGGCUGUAGAGGCUGCCAUGGACCAGUCCAGUCCGCAUAGGAGGCAGCUUACUGAGGUCACUACGGAGAACACGGUGUUGAAGAAUAGACACUCCAGGGUGCAGCAGGAUAUAGAGAGGCUCGAGGACGAGGUCAGCAAGAAAAGAAAGAACCUGGAGGAGAUGGAGAAAGAACAUGAGAAAAGCAGAGAGGAGGUGGAGAGACUGUAUAAGGAGAACGCCAGGCACCGCGAAGAGGUGCUGGAGCUGAGCGGCCGGAACUUGGAGUUGAGUGGGGAAAAUGCGGAGCUGAUGCGGAGUCUUCGCUCCGACCAGGAGGCGGUGCGGCUGCUGACGGAGCGCCUGGAGCAGCUGUCGCAGGAAAGAGAGGAGGAGUUGGUUGCGGUUUCAGAGUUGCGGGAGAGCUUGAAUCGACAGGAGCGUGAGAAGGAGCAGCUGGAGCACAAGCUGGGGGCAGCCAAGGAGAAGCUCCACCAGCUGUCUGCCGCGGAGGCCGAGCUGUCCGGGUUGACCCUGAAGUACCGUUGGCAGGAGGAAGAAAAGAAAAGGCUUCUAAAGGAGGCUGAUGAGAGGACCCUCAAGGUGGAGCAACUCCAGGAGUCCCUCUGCUCUCUCAACACCCAGACGGAGCAGCUGCGGUCCCAGCUCCAUGCUACAAACCUGGACAAAGCGCUCCAGGCCCAGGAGGCAACCACCUGCCAGAAGACACUGCAGGAAUUCGAGGACAAGGUACAAGAAUUGGAAAGCAGUGUAGAGAGGAUGCGCCAGGGGAAGGAGCAGCUGAGGGUGGCCCACCAGCAGCAGCAGCAGAUGGAGGAGGAGGCCGAGGCCCUGAGGCGCGAGUGCCAAAGUCUGCGAUCCCAGAACCAGGAACUCUUCUGUAAGGUGAGCCAACUUAAAGUCCAAGAGUGUGAAGUUCAUAAGGUGAACCAGGAGAGUCACACACUGAAGACCAAACAGGCAAAACUGGAGAUGGAUGUCCAGCAAGCUCAGGAACAGCGGCUGCAGGCGGACACAGCCCUGGCUCUGGCACAGUCCCAGCAUGCUAGGGAACUGCAGCAACUGAGGGAGCAGCUAGACCAGGGGUGGAGGGAACGGCUGUGCCAAAUUGAAGCCCGGCUUGCCGAAGAGCACCGGCGUGUAGAGCAGCUGGAGGGGCAGCUCAAUCACCAAGCCCAUCAAGCCAGCACACACAUGGGACUACAGCAGGAGCAGUAUGAAAAAGCAAUGAAAUGGAUGGAGGAGAAGAUGGAGGAGGCUGAUGCCAAAGUGAAGAAUCUCCGCAUGGUGCUGCAGGAGAAGGUCAUCCAGCUGAAGGAACAGUUGUCCAAGAAUGCCAAAUUAGAUGUGCUGCUGAAGGACCUGUAUGUGGAAAACUCGCAGCUCAUGAAGGCUGUGCAGGUAACAGAGCAGCGGCAGAAGUGCGCCGAGAGGAAGAACUACAUACUGGAGGAGAAAAUUGCUGCCCUCAACAUUCUGUUGCGCAAGAUUGCCCCUGCAUCCCUCAGCGUGUAGAAGCCUUC
Messenger RNA from Scleropages formosus (Asian bonytongue), 6219 nucleotides. It is a transcript of the gene ninl, whose product is annotated as ninein-like. Gene Ontology annotation, biological process: microtubule anchoring at centrosome. Gene Ontology annotation, cellular component: centrosome. Lineage: Eukaryota; Metazoa; Chordata; Actinopteri; Osteoglossiformes; Osteoglossidae. Gene Ontology annotation, molecular function: calcium ion binding. Bases 1100 to 6211 code for a protein of 1703 amino acids. The transcript is spliced from 28 exons. The record is from RefSeq and is a predicted model, not a curated record.